Molecule: messenger RNA, 3660 nt
Organism: Lemur catta (Ring-tailed lemur)
Lineage: Eukaryota; Metazoa; Chordata; Mammalia; Primates; Lemuridae
Gene: BRF1
Product: BRF1 RNA polymerase III transcription initiation factor subunit
Exons: 19
Coding region: 964-2388 (474 amino acids)
Biological process (GO): DNA-templated transcription initiation; transcription preinitiation complex assembly; transcription by RNA polymerase III
Cellular component (GO): nucleus; transcription preinitiation complex; transcription factor TFIIIB complex
Molecular function (GO): TBP-class protein binding; RNA polymerase III general transcription initiation factor activity; RNA polymerase III type 3 promoter sequence-specific DNA binding
Source: RefSeq, a predicted model, not a curated record
CCCUGCGGCCGCUCCGGCCCGGAGGUCGCCGGUUCGAGUCCUCGCAUCCCCACCGCGGUCCCGGUGUCCGUCUCGGUCCCGCGGGCGCGGCCGUUGCGGGCGGCGCGGCCCGGGCGCGCGCGGCGAAUCUGCGGCUGCGAAUCUGCGGCUGCGAAUCGCGAGAGCGGCGGGGCCUGGGCGGGCGCGGCGGAGCCUGGCGGACGCUCGGCGGCACCGCGACCCAGCACCGCGGGCCUAAGGCGGGCGCCCGGCCCGCGCGGCCGCCGGCACCAUGACGGGCCGCGUGUGCCGCGGCUGCGGCGGCACCGACAUCGAGCUGGACGCGGCGCGCGGCGACGCGGUGUGCACCGGCUGCGGCUCGGUGCUCGAGGACAACAUCAUCGUGUCCGAGGUGCAGUUCGUGGAGAGCAGCGGCGGCGGCUCCGCGGCCGUGGGCCAGUUCGUGUCGCUCGACGGUGCUGGCAAAACUCCGACCCUGGGUGGAGGCUUCCAUGUGAAUCUGGGGAAGGAGUCAAGAGCACAGACCCUGCAGAAUGGGAGGCGUCACAUCCAUCACCUGGGGAACCAGCUGCAGUUGAACCAGCACUGCCUGGACACGGCCUUCAACUUCUUCAAGAUGGCGGUGAGCAAGCACCUGACCCGGGGCCGGAGGAUGGCCCACGUGACUGCCGCCUGUCUCUACCUGGUCUGCCGCACGGAAGGCACACCGCACAUGCUCCUCGACCUCAGCGACCUGCUUCAGGUGAACGUCUAUGUGCUGGGAAAGACGUUUCUUCUCUUGGCAAGAGAGCUCUGCAUCAACGCACCAGCCAUAGGAAGAAAGAAAGAAACCAGUGUGCCAAAUGUGUUUUGAAGAACGGGCAGGAAAUCCUAUCAACGUGCAGCACCUCUCAAGACCCGUGCCUGUACAUCCCACGCUUCGCCCACCUGCUGGAGUUCGGGGAGAAGAACCAUGAGGUGUCCAUGACAGCCCUGAGGCUCCUGCAGAGGAUGAAGAGGGACUGGAUGCACACCGGCCGGCGCCCCUCGGGCCUCUGCGGAGCAGCACUCCUGGUGGCAGCCAGAAUGCAUGAUUUCAGGAGAACCGUCAAGGAGGUCAUCAGCGUGGUCAAAGUGUGCGAGUCCACGCUGCGGAAGAGGCUCACAGAAUUUGAAGACACCCCUACCAGCCAGCUGACCAUCGAUGAGUUUAUGAAGAUCGACUUGGAGGAGGAAUGUGACCCCCCCUCGUAUACAGCUGGACAGAGGAAGCUGCGGAUGAAGCAGCUUGAACAAGUCCUGUCAAAAAAACUGGAGGAGGUUGAAGGUGAAAUAUCCACUUACCAAGACGCCAUUGAGAUUGAGCUGGAGAACAGCCGGCCAAAGGCGAAGGGGGCCCUGGCCAGCCUGACCAAGGAUGGCUCCGUCGAGGACACCACGUCCAGCUUGCUUGGAGAGGAGGACACAGAGGACGAGGAGCUGGAGGCUGCUGCCAGCCACCUGAACAAGGACUUCUACCGGGAGCUCCUCGGCAGCAACACCCCAGGCAGCUCAGAAGCCGCAGGAGGCCCUGAGGCGGGCAGCAGGCCCCCAGCCCUGGAGUCCCUGCUGGGUCCCCUGCCCACAGCUGCCAGCCUGGGCAUCUCUGACUCCAUCCGAGAGUGCAUUUCCUCCCAGAGCCGGGACCCCACAGACACCUCUGGAGAUGGUGAACUGGACCUCAGUGGCAUCGACGACCUUGAGAUCGACAGAUACAUACUGAACGAGUCGGAAGCCCGCGUGAAGGCCGAGCUGUGGAUGAAGGAGAACGCCGAGUACCUGCGAGAGCAGAGGGAGAAGGAGGCGAGGAUAGCCAAGGAGAAGGAGCUCGGCAUCUACAAGGAGCACAAGCCCAAGAAGUCUUGCAAGCGACGGGAACCCAUUCAGGCCAGCACAGCGGGGGAGGCCAUCGAAAAGAUGCUGGAGCAGAAGAAGAUCUCCAGCAAGAUCAACUACAGCGUGUUGCGGGACCUCAACAGCACGGGCUCGGGUAGCCCGCGGGGCGAAGACGCCCGGCCCGAGGACAGGGCCAGUGCCAGGAAGCUGUCACGGAGGAGAAUGCCAGCCAGCAGAAAUGGGGCCGACCCCGUGACCAGCGUGGGGAAGAGGUUGAGGCCUCUGGUGUCUACACAGCCGGCUAAGAAGGCGGCCACGGGAGAGGCCUUGCUCCCGAGCCCCCCGGCCCCGGGAGCCGAGCCGGUCAGGCCCGAGGCGGUGCUGGUGGAGAGUGGACCUGUGUCGUACCACCCCGAGGAGGAGGCAGAUGAGGAGGACCCUGACGAGGAGGACGGAGAGCCCUGCGUCAGCGCCCUGCAGAUGAUGGGCGGCAGCGAUUACGGCUGUGAUGGUGACGACGAUGAAGGCUACUAAGCGUAGCCUCAAGGCCAGCAGUGCCCUGGCGGUGGCCCCAGCGUAUCUCCUGAGGACCAGAUGGGCCUCCCAGGCUGUGCUCACGGGCACGGGGGCUGAGACUGAGGCAGUAGGACGAGUGCCACCCCACCUACUCCGCAGACCUCGUCCCAUGGCCACCGUGGCCGCCAUGGUACUUACCAUUGGGAUCAUGUUUUGAGCAAUGGAAGGAAGAUUUGUACCUAGCAGGAGGAACAGGACUGAAUGUCUACGUGUGUCUGAUCGGACGUGGGCCGGGAGUGCCCGAAGCUGCAUCCCACAGUGUGGCCCAGGCUGCUGGUCCUCGACCCACCCACAAACCCUCAAAGGUGGGCAGUCGUGUCCCCACCGUAAGGAAGCUGAGGCGUGAGGAAGCCCCACUGCUGGUCCGAGGGAGCAGAGGGCUGAGCGUCUGGCCCUGAGGCUGCAGGACCCAGCUCCGGAGCCCGUGGCCUGCGUGCUCCGCUCCCGCCCGCCACGUCUGCCCCGAGAAGCGCUGUGUCCAGCCCCCUCUGCUGGAGCCUGGUGUCAGGGAAGGCGGUGGGAUGUCAAGGUCUCCCCGAGGUCACUGGGUGCUUGGCGGCUCCCCCGCACUGGGUGGCUGUGUUGGUCCGGAGGUGGCCCUCAGCGGCCAGCUGCAGCCCCUCCUCCUGACCCCACCGCCCUCAGGUCCUGCCCACUGCCUUGCAGCGCCUGGCGCUCCAGGGCCCCGGGUCCCCUCAGGAGCAGCUGCGCAUGGUAGACAAGUGUGGUCUGGCAGCUCUGCCGCAUCUGCCUGUGCAGCUCCCUGGGCGACGUGGCCAGGCUGCCUGGUGUCCUGGCGUGGGGUGUGCCUGUGGCACACACAGCCGGGACUGGGCUCUGCGUCCAUGGAGGGAGGGCAGGUGGGGUUUCUGAGCCACCCUGAGGCCCGGGCCUCUUCACUGGGAGGCCAAGGACCACUCGAGGAGGACGGCAGGUACUUGCAGCCCUGGAUGUGGCUCCAGCGUGUCCCCCUAGGAGAGGGUGGCCUCGAUGGCAGAGCUGUGCCACAGUGCCCUCCUGGGGCCCAGGCCUCAGCCUCCUGGUGGGGUGGGCUGGGCGUCCUGCCAUCGCUCGGCCUCCAGCAGGCCAGACGACACCCCCAGAGUGCAGCAGAGUCCUCGUGGCUGUGCACUCUGCCUCCACCCUGGGCCAGCCUGCAUCCCUGUCUUCUAGAAGGCCGGUGGGGAGAUGGAUUUAGUGAAACAGAGAUCUGCUACUUGAAGAAAACUG